Amphibalanus amphitrite is the source of this 1131-nucleotide messenger RNA. Its product is annotated as piggyBac transposable element-derived protein 3-like. Gene Ontology annotation, molecular function: sequence-specific DNA binding. The coding region runs from base 1 to 1131 and encodes 376 amino acids. NCBI's taxonomy places the organism in Eukaryota, Metazoa, Arthropoda, Thecostraca, Balanomorpha, Balanidae. The record is from RefSeq and is a predicted model, not a curated record. The transcript is spliced from 2 exons.
AUGCUUCUGUCAGGCUAUCACACUGUACCCGCGCGGCGCAUGUACUGGAAGCGAGAACGUGACAUCGGCGUGGAACUGGUCGCGUCUGCUAUGAGUCGAGAUCGGUUUGACGAAAUCCUCAGGUUUCUACACUUCGCAGACAAUCAGCGACUGGACAAAUCGGACAAGCUUGCUAAGCUACGUCCCAUCAUGGACCAUCUUGAGGGAAGGUUCAUGGCUGCAUUCCCUGUGGAGCAAGAGCUGUCAUUCGAUGAAAGCAUGAUCGCCUACUUCGGAAGACACGGGUGCAAGCAGUUCAUCCGGGGAAAGCCCAUCAGGUUCGGCUUCAAGGCGUGGUGUUUGAACAGCGCAAAGGGCUAUCUGAUCGCCUUCGAUGUGUAUCAGGGAGCUACGUACCGUGGUAGAGCCGAGUACGAAGAACGUUUCGGCAAGGGAGGCGCCGCCCUGGCAGAUGCGCUUGACAGGCUGCCACUCCACAUCCGCAAGAUACCACUGAAGCUGUAUUUCGACAACUACUUCACUAGCCUUCCUCUCAUCAAGCAUCUCACCCUGUGCGGAUAUGGUGCUACUGGCACGAUCAGAGACAACCGACUGCCGAAGUCAUGUCCAGCAGCUGCAGUGAAGUCGAUGAAGGCGCUGGUCAGAGGAUCAGUCUCGGUCUGUGGAGACACUAGCAAUGGCAUUUCAGUCGUGCGAUGGAAGGACAACUCUGUUGUAACGGUGGCCUCAAACAUGGCGGGCUCUGGACCUCUUCAGACAGUCAAGAGGUGGUCCUCGAAGGAGAAGAAGAUGGUGCAGGUGCCUCAGCCGCAUUGUGUAUCUGAGUACAACAAGAAGAUGGGCGGAACGGACAUCAUGGACCAGAGCAUCAAUGCGUAUCGCACAAACAUCAGGAUCAAGAAGUGGUGGUGGGCCAUAUUUUCAUGGAUGCUGGAUGCAGCAGUGCAGAACACGUGGCUCGUACACCGUACCAAGGAUGAACACGCCAGCCUCCUAGACGUCCGCCGGCAGAUCUCCACGACACUGCUGACACGGUGUCAGCGAGAUGUCAGCGGUGCCGGCACAGAAGGCGCAACAGGGCCGCCAAGAGGCAUCAUAUCUCAGUACAUCAAAUCGGUCAUGUCUGUGUGA